Molecule: messenger RNA, 1551 nt
Organism: Acanthoscelides obtectus
Lineage: Eukaryota; Metazoa; Arthropoda; Insecta; Coleoptera; Chrysomelidae
Source: the annotation of a GenBank genome assembly
AUGUAUGAUUACUUCAAUACCCUCAAACAGCAUAUUGAAAAUAUCCCAGCAUCGCAAAUUUAUAAUAUUGAUGAAACCGGUUUCUGCCUGGAUCCAUCCCGGAUAAAAGUUGUUGGAGAGAAGGGUAGAGCAGCCCAUAGGACAACAAGUGGCCCAGCACGAGAGAAUAUAACAGUUCUCCUUGGGGGAAACGCUGCAGGUGAAAAACUUCCUCCACUCGUAGUGUUCAAGGGUAAACACAUAUGGAAUAGUUGGAUUCCAACUGAGGAAUACCCGGGAAUGACUUAUUCAGCCACUAAAAAUGGGUGGAUGAAAACGGAAAACUUUCAAAAAUAUUUUGAAAACAUUUUUUUACCAAAUAUUGGCAAAGACAGACCUACUGUAUUAAUUUAUGAUGGUCACACGUCUCACAUUAGUAUUUCUUUGAUAGAAAAGGCAAUAGCUAAUGAUGUGAUUAUAGUGAAACUUCCGCCUCAUUCCAGCCAUCUGCUACAACCUAUGGAUUUAUGUGUUUUUAAGUCAUUAAAAAUGGCAUGGGAUGCAGAGCUCAUAAAAUGGCAGAGACAAAACUAUGGUACGAAACUACCAAAACCUAUGUUUUGUACCAUUUUAUCAAAAAUCUGGUCACAAGUAAACCCUUCGUUACUUAUCAAAGGAUUUGAGAAAGGGGGGAUAUAUCCUUUUAAUAAUGAGGUCAUUCCCCUUGAACAUUACGAUCCAGAAGCAUAUAAAAGGUGGUGUGAUUCAAACUGCAAAAAUAAUAAUCCGGAAGAAGUACAAGUAGCGCAACCAAAUUUACGAUCAACAUUAGAAGAGCGUUUUAAUUUGCCAUCCACUUCAACAGUACCACCAAUAACUCCGCAGACAUCGUCAGUAAAUUCAAUAAAUCCGGAACUGCCAUCGACCAGUUCAGAACACCAGAAUCCGCCAGUUAACAACACAAAAAGUUUUGAGAGCAUUCUCUUAGAACAGCUAAAACAGAUGCCAAAACCAGCGAAAUCGAUCAGAAAGAGAGUAUGUAUAGGUGCCGAAGUUAUUACAUCCUUGGAAGCAGUUGCUAAAUUGAACGAGAAAGCAAACAAAAUUAAAAAACCAAAGAAGUCGACAACUAAGAAAGAUGGUAAAAAAUUGAAAAGAAAGCAAGUAUACGAAGAAGACACAGAUGAAGAUAGUUUUGAAGAAAUGGAAGUCAAUACUUCAGAUGAUGAUUUUGACUUAGACGAUGAAGUAAAUGAUUUGCGUGAAGAAGAAGAAUUCGUGAAAUACCUGGAGAAAGAUCCUCAAGAACUGAAAAUAGGGGACUGGAUUCUAGUAAAAUUUGCUACUAAAAAAUCAUUUAAAUUUUAUGUAGGGCAAGUAACAGAAGUAGAGCCAUGUUUAGAAGCAAAAUUUGCAAGACGCUCGGGAUCUUCAUCACAAUUUCAUUGGCCAGAUACUCCAGAUGUCUCAGUUAUAAGAAGAGAUGAAAUACAACACUGUUUGCCUGCCCCAGAUAUUCACAGAAGAGGACACUUCCAUUUCAACAUCACAUUUGAGCAAAAUAUAUCCUAA